AAACAAGAAUAUCUCCAAACACCUCGACCGACGGCAAAACACGUCUACAUCACCGGUAUGGCGCUCAAGAUGGAGGCCAUGUCCUACAUGGCGGAUGGACUCUGCAGUUUCAAAGAUGAUCAAGGUACCUAUAACACGCAUUAAUUCUCGUCAAAAAAAAUGCAUUACGGGUGUUCACUUGUCCUCGCUCUUCUACCUGGGUAGUCUGAGCAGACAUUUGAUCUGAGAUCAUACCGUUGGAACCUGAACAGGGUAAAUCCUGCGAUAGGGACAAUGCAAUCCUCCUUCACUUCCCUUUCUUGUGACGAGCUUUGGGGUGUAUUGACUUUGGCAGCACUUCCAACGUGAGAUUUCAAGAUGUCUACUGACAAGAUUACGUUCUUGACCAACUGGCACGCUACGCCAUAUCACGCCCCAUUGUACCUCGCUCAGGCGAAGGGAUAUUUCAAAGAAGAAGGGAUUCAGGUGGCUCUUUUGGAGCCGAACGAUCCAAGCGAUGUCACCGAGAUCAUUGGAAGCGGAAAAGUCGACCUUGGUUACAAGGCCAUGAUCCAUACUUUGGCAGCCAAAGCCCGUAACUAUCCAAUUGUGUCGAUCGGAUCACUCCUCGACGAGCCCUUCACCGGCGUAGUCUACCUCAAAGACUCCGGCAUCACCACCGACUUCCGCACCUUGAAAGGCAAGAGAAUCGGCUACGUGGGAGAAUUCGGCAAAAUCCAAAUCGACGAACUAACCUCCCACUACGGAAUGUCACCAUCCGACUACACCGCCAUUCGCUGCGGCAUGAACGUCUCCAAAGCCAUAAUCAAAGGCGAAAUCGACGCCGGCAUCGGUCUAGAAAACGUCCAAAUGGUCGAACUCGCCGAAUGGCUCUCCUCUCAAGGCCGUCCCAAAAGCGACGUCCAAAUGCUUCGAAUCGACGAACUCGCCGAACUAGGCUGCUGCUGUUUCUGCUCAAUCCUCUACAUCGGAAACGAACCCUUCAUCUCCAAAAACCCAACCAAAGUCCAAGCCUUCAUGCGUGCCGUCAAACGCGCCACAGACUUCGUCCUCACCGAUCCAGAACACGCUUGGGUCGAAUACGUAGACUUCAAACCGAGCAUGGGAACAGCGCUGAACCGCAAAAUCUUCGAGCGAUCUUUCGCGUACUUUUCCAAAGAUUUGAAGAAUGUGCAGCGCGAUUGGCAGAAGGUGACCGCGUAUGGGAAACGUUUGGGCGUGCUUGAGCAGGAUUUUGUCCCGAAUUAUACGAAUGAGUUUGUGGAGGAGUGGACGGGGGAACAGGAACAGCUUGAUCCUGUGGGUGAUCAGAAGAGGAUGGUGGAGUUGCAGAAGAUUGUGGCUGAGGAAGGUGGGUUCCAUCGUCUUGAUGUGAAGCGUGUCGCUGCGAGCGCUUAGGCUGUGGUGUGGAUUCUUGGUGGAGGAUCAUUAAGGUGGUGUGGACAGGGAGUAUAUUGCCGAAAGUGGUUAGGUGUUGACGGCGCUCUUCAUGUGCAUGAUUCAACUCACGCGCUUCCACUCAUUAUGGAUAUGAUAGGAUUGAGUAUGUGAUUCAAACACAUUCCGUAGCUUAUACUUGUUGAAAGCUAUGCUAAGCUAUCGAAAUUCAAGUCCUCAUCAUAAAACAUUUUCAUCACCUCGAGUUGAAUCCAAGUCGCACGCUUCUUCAAGCCUCAUCUCCAAUCUACUUUGACUCUCGCUCCUUCACAAGCUGCCAGAUAUGCUCAUUGAAGAACCACUUCUCAAGUCCCUUCUCGUCAAUAGCAUCAGCUCCAGCCACUGUACCAAGACACACACCAUCUCCCGCGCCGCAAAGGCAUUCGAACGGCCUAUCCAUAUGCCAUUCAGUCGAAGGGUAAAAGAACGUCAAAGCAUCUCCAGGCUUAACAUCGCGAUCCCUCGCCACCUUAACCUCGCCUGCCAGACCAGCGGGCGUGAGAUGUUUCGCUUCCUCCCCCAACUUCCCAGAAGGUGGCUCGGUGGGAUAAUUGCCAUCAGCGUCUGGAGCAUAAGUGUGGACUUCGAGGGAUGGUGCACAGGAGUGAUUCAUGUACAGUAAAGCGCUCCGCGGAUCUGUCUGCGUGGUUGCGGAAGUCUGGAUUGUUUUCCAAGAGGCCUUGGGUUGAGGGACAUGGGAAGUGAUGAAGGCGAAGUGGGAACCUGCAGGCGCUGAGAUUUUGGAUACAACGCAGAGACCGGCUGGGGUAUGCUCGAAAGCGACCAGAUCUUCUAGGCCAUUCACGCUAAGCUCGUAUGCGGAUUCUUUGCUGUGCAGGUCGGUGACAACAUGGGGAGUUUUCGUUUCUUUGGAGUUGGUCAUUUUUGGCGGUUCGUUGUUGUUGAUGUUGCAAUUUAUCGAAUUGCUUUGAGUAGGAGGCAGAAGAACUCUGGCACAAAGUCCAUGGGCUGCC
Pseudocercospora fijiensis CIRAD86 is the source of this 2411-nucleotide messenger RNA. RefSeq lists its product as uncharacterized. The transcript has 3 exons. NCBI's taxonomy places the organism in Eukaryota, Fungi, Ascomycota, Dothideomycetes, Mycosphaerellales, Mycosphaerellaceae. The record is from RefSeq and is a predicted model, not a curated record. Gene Ontology annotation, biological process: thiamine biosynthetic process. The coding region runs from base 358 to 1398 and encodes 346 amino acids.